Molecule: messenger RNA, 1003 nt
Organism: Papaver somniferum (opium poppy)
Lineage: Eukaryota; Viridiplantae; Streptophyta; Magnoliopsida; Ranunculales; Papaveraceae
Exons: 5
Coding region: 139-705 (188 amino acids)
Source: RefSeq, a predicted model, not a curated record
AUUUUCGCUGAUCAGCAUCCAAUAAAAAUUCCUACAGUGCCUCCACCCAUUCUCUCUCUCUAGACUGAAGAAAACUUCUGGAAAUCCAUUGCAUUCAAACGCAAUUGGCAUUCAGGGUUUGGUGGUGAAUCAGUGGCCAUGAAGUCGGCUCAGUCACCUUCGUCGUCGACGAAGCAUAAUCUGGAUCAGAACAGCAACGAUAUUGACGACAUGUGGGGUGAUGAUAGAGAAUUUGAAUUAGGCAGGGAGUGGCAAAGGCGUCAUGAUGAACUUCAUACCAUUGGCUAUCACGAAGGUCUUUCAAAGGGACAAGAAGCUGCUGUGCAAGAAGGUUUUACUGUAGGAUUUAAGGAAUCUGUAUCCGUUGGAUAUAAGUGGGGCUUAGUUAAAGGCAUUUCUAGUGCACUGGCAAAGCUUCCAGAUGGUUUAAAGGAAAAGUUAGUUGAGAGCCUAGAAGCAAGAGAUAAGCUUCAAAUGUUGCACACAUCUGUCAGUUCUGUUUCUAGUGCAGAUGCUCUUGGUUUGUAUCGUGAUGAAAUCUUACCUUAUCAAUCAAAAGCAUAUUCUGAACCUGCUGAAGGGGUCUCCAGUUCAGAAACCUCGUUAGAUCACAUUUCAAGAUGCAAUCGGCUAGGUAGUUAUUCGGAAGAGCUUGAGUUUCUUCUUCAAUCUUCUGCGAUUGAAGUGCAUUCAGCAGUGGCAUGAGACAUGGCCGACAUGGCAACUCAUUCCUUCUAUACAACUGCAGCUCAUAUAACAAUCUGUAUCACACUAGUGUACAUAAUACAUGAUUCAACUUCGUGACUCAUAAUCCGCUGAAUCCUGGUUAUGAUUCUAUCAGCAUUUUCGCUAUUACACUAGUUGUUUCUGUCAGUAUAUUUACAGAUACACCAAUAUUAUGAGGAUUUGAUUUUCGUUCUGCGAAGAAACGUAUCUGAAACUACAAAUGUUCAUCUGUUGCAGCAAAUUAAGAUUUUGUUUGUACUUUUAUUUCAUUACAUAA